GCCGCUGUUGCGCCUUCUUCAGGACUGUGCCCGUCUCCCAUGUGUUCUCUCAGUCAUGCUUCCUGGGUAUGGAUUCUUCCCUCUCCCUGACUUCCAGCCUCAUCUACACGCCUUCCGUUUCCGAGGAAAGAGCCCCAGCAUGUGGAUCCCGGUCUCAGGCGAGUCCCAGGCUUUGAGCGAGGCCCCGGACAACAUGCCUCUCCUCCGGCAGUGCCACCACAAGCACAUCGCUGUGUGUCAGCAGGAGACUCUGACCUUCAUCGAGCUGCAGCCGCCUGUGACACCCAGUGUCAAAGGCUGGGGCUCCCCAAGUGCAGACACUCAACGCUUCAGCCCGUUGUCUCUGAAUCAUCGUAAACACACAAGUGAAGCACAAAUUGGCAGUGGGAGAAGUAAACCUGAUUAUUUCACUGAUACUGAUACGGACCUGAGUUUAGACUCUCAGACGCUAGGGUGCGAGGUUGAGCUGGUUAUCCAGGAAGAUAUCAGGACUAACCCUCCAGUGCAGGAGCAGUAUGAGAGACCCAUGACGGUGUCAUCUGUGUUUCUUCCCCUCCACGCAGCYCUCAGCCUGCCCCUGUCACUCCCUCUGUCCUCCCUGUACAGAGACACAGACUCCUGGGACUCUCAGCCACCUGGCUCUCCAUCCUCUCCUGAGCUUCCGUGGCUGCAGAGCCCAGAUACCUGUCGACCCCAGAGGAGGUCAUCACAGAGCUCCCUCAGGGAAAAGUCCAUCCGGCGUAAGGUGCGGGUGUAUUCACCAGACAGCCUGAGUGACGAGUCUCUGGCCAGCCCCAUUCUGGACGGCGACUACCUUUUCCCAGGACCCUUUGACUUCUUUCUGGAAGAGGACCUCAGGGGAGACCCCCAAACCCCCGACCCCCCAAAGAUUCCACCUCUGUCCGCAGAGCCACAUCGGUCGUCAGAGGACCCCUCUGUCUUGAACUCUGGGGCUGUAGAGAAUUCCUCGGCCACCGGGGGGAGCGCUUUAGCCUGCUCUCGUAUGGCGGAACAUGAGCGGCGGCGCUUCUCUGCCUCUGAGCUGAUCUCACGGCUGCAGCUGUCCCAGAGGAAGAACUCGUUCACGCUAAAGCUAGGCAAGUCGCUGUCGGCUCGCGUGGCUUCCCGUGACAGGCAGACCUCCAGCAACCUCAGCCCCAGCUCUGACUAUAAGUCCACUUCCAGGCACCGUGGCGCAGGUGGUUCCAGUCACAGCGCCCCCCACAGUCCUGUAGGACCUGUACCGCCACUACCCACUGCUGACAAUAACACGCAACAACAUCAACGGAGCACCGGAUUCACAAUCAAAAAUAUGAGGAAGAAAUCCAUCGAGGAGGAUUGGUGCACUCCUCCCACAGUCAGCAGCUCCAAUCGUCUGUCACGGUUUCUCCCCAGCUCAAUUCUGUACCAGGAGUACAGUGAUGUUGCAAUCAACCGAGAAAUCCAGAGGCAGCAGGGGGAGGAGCCAGGUGCUGAGGAGGAGAGGCUAGGGGUGGAAGGGGCUGGGGAGGCCCCAUCUCCGUCCAAUCUGUCUCCGUCUAGCUCCUUUUGCUCGUCACGAGGCUCCGCCUUCUCCCUGUGGCAGGACAUCCCUGAUGUCCAGACCAGCGAUCAGCUGGACAACUUCAGCAACGAGGAGCGCAAACUACAGGAGGCCAAGUUUGAGCUAGUGACGUCUGAGGCGUCGUACAUCCGGAGCCUGGCCAUCGCGGUGGACCACUUUAUGCUGUCCCAGGAGCUGGGGGAGUGUCUGGGGACCCAGGACAGACAGUGGCUCUUCUCCAAGCUCCCCGAGGUCAAGGACGUCAGUGAGCGGUUCCUGCAGGACCUGGAGCACAGGUUGGAGGAGGACAUCUUGCGUUUUGAUGUAUGCGACAUCGUCCUGGCCCACUGUCCCGCCCUGCGAAGGGUCUACCUCCCCUACGUGACCAACCAGGCCUACCAGGAACAGACCUACCAGCGCCUGUUACAGGAGAAUGCUCGCUUCCCAGGUAUCCUGGCUCGUUUGGAGGAAGACCCCAUCUGCCAGCGUCUUCCCCUUGCCUCCUUCCUCAUCCUCCCCUUCCAGAGGAUCACACGGCUUAAGAUGCUGGUGGAAAAUAUCCUGAAGAGGACAACACCAGGCUCUAGGGGUGAGGACACAGCCACCAAGGCCUUCAAUGAACUGAAAAAGCUUAUAAAGGAGUGUAACUCCAGUGUGCAAUCAAUGAAGAGGAUGGAAGAGCUCAUUCACCUCAAUAAGAAGAUCCACUUUGAGGGCAAGAUAUUCCCUCUGAUCUCCCAGUCUCGCUGGUUGGUCAAACACGGGGAACUGCUGGAGGUGGACACACAGACCAUGAGUAUUUCUGGGUCAAAGUUCAAGUUGCCCACAAGGCCUGUGUAUCUGCAUCUGUUCAAUGACUGUCUUCUGCUGUCCAGGAGGAAAGACACGUGGAAGUUCAUGGUGUUUGUUCACGCUAAGAUUGGGCAGCUGAAGGUGAAGGACCUCAGUCAGAAGCUCCAGGGYAUCUCAGGCUUCAUCUUCCAUCUCCAACUGUGUGAGGGCCAGCAGCUCAAACACCAGAUCCUGCUCAAGGCCCACACUGAGAGUGGGAAACAGAGAUGGAUCACAGCCAUGUUCCCCUCUGAUUCAUUGGAAGACAUUGAGCAAGCCAGUGAGAAUGAUGAUCUUUCUCAAGUUCAGUGCAUCAAGAGCUACCAGGCCCAAGAGCAUGACGAGCUAACAUUGGAGAAGGCUGAUAUUCUUCAAGCCAAGACCAUUACAAGUGACGGCUGGGUGGAGGGCAUUCGGCUGUCAGAUGGGGAGCGGGGCUGGUUCCCCAAAACCAAUGUAGAGGAGAUCACAAAUCGCAGUGCGCGUCUCCGCAACCUCAGAGAAAACAUCCGCAUCAAGUGUGUCACACAGAAACUGGAGGAGGAGCCCUUUUAAGUGUCCUCUCCACCCUGCAGCUUUUAACUUACACUUGGAAUGUCCAAUCGUAAUGGUGUAGUAACUCUCAACCCCAAAUAUCUAUAAGUCCCAGCUUUUACGCAACACCAGUUAUAUAAUAGCUGAGCAGUUUUAGGUGAUCUGGAUGUGGGAGCUUUAUUUAGUCUGCAGGUGCUCAUAAGAUUUGGUGUAUCUUGACCAUAAGCAAUAUAGCUAAGUAAUAUGGUUUUCCAGCUGCAUAGCAGUAAUUUCCUUUCACUCAUGCUUGCUAUGACUGCAUAUUCAACUACUGUAACACAACUACUGGGACAUCAGAAAUCAAGUGUUUUUCUUUACCCCAAGCACUUUAAUUGUCAUCUUAAAGAGUCCUCUYAGCAUCAGAAAUAAACACAAUUUCAGACAUACUGUACAUUCAAAUCAUGACUAGCCUACUAAUUUACUAAUGGAAAAAGUCAAUUUCAACAAAACAUUGAGGAUUACAGAGUUUGUACAUCUUCCCUGUGAUUUGACAGUGAGAGCUGUUUACACGUAGACAAAAAUUAAGAUGGAAGCACAUMAUAUUAUUGACCAACCACUACUACCAUCUACAUGUAGAAGUACACCAUUCCAUUGGCACAUUAUUAUUAUUUUUAAAUAUACCUUUGUUGGAUUUCUGAGUUGUUAGUACUAAUUUAAAUGAUUGCUGUUGCAGCAUGUUUAUUUGUUUAUGCUCCUAGCUGGUUAUUCUCUAUGGAGAAAAUGAUGUAAAUUUACAUUCUGUAGAUGUACUUACAUGUUUAAAUGAAUAUAUGUCUAAUUUACUAUUAUGACUGUAAUUUAUAAGGGCCAGGAUCUGCCAAAAACAUGCCAUACCAUUAAAACAAAUAUUAGAAUUGAGAAAUAUAGAUUACAAAAGACUAAUAACACAUGUGAGCUACUUGAGAUUUCUGGUUGUGUGCACAAUACUGUAAAUGCUUUACCCCUGAAAUAAAUGCACCUAAUUACAUUUUUCWGUGA
Messenger RNA from Salvelinus sp. IW2-2015, 3925 nucleotides. Its product is annotated as rho guanine nucleotide exchange factor 19. The record is from RefSeq and is a predicted model, not a curated record. NCBI's taxonomy places the organism in Eukaryota, Metazoa, Chordata, Actinopteri, Salmoniformes, Salmonidae. Gene Ontology annotation, molecular function: guanyl-nucleotide exchange factor activity; protein binding. Gene Ontology annotation, biological process: activation of GTPase activity; regulation of actin cytoskeleton organization.